Messenger RNA from Owenia fusiformis, 871 nucleotides. The record is from the annotation of a GenBank genome assembly. Lineage: Eukaryota; Metazoa; Annelida; Polychaeta; Sabellida; Oweniidae.
AAUCAAACUAAAACUAAAACGCUUAAAAACUAAACCUAAAGAAGGAAAUUGAAUGGUACUUAUAACCACUUCAGGAAUUGCAUUCUGGUCUCUACAAUGGUCCACGUUAUGCAGCCGAAGCUGUUAACAUGUACAUUCCUAACAAAGAAGCCAGGAUACUUGAUGUUGCUGCUGGAACUGGAAGAGUAGCCGAAGAGCUCCAGAAAUUAGGCUACAAGAACUUAGAUGCCUUGGAUCCAUCAACUGGGAUGCUAACGAUAGCUAGGGAGAAGCAGCUGUAUAGAAAUCAUAUUCCCACUUUCAUCUUAGAAACAGGGACCCCAAUUCUUCAUGAUGAGUAUGAUGGCUUAGUGACGUCAGGAGGGAUGGGAGAAGGGCAUAUUCCUCCGGAGGCAAUGCACGAAAUGGCAAGGGUGGUAAAACCAGGUGGAAUAAUAUGUAUUGCCAUGAGAGAAGAAUUCCUCGUGAGUGUAGAGAGAUAUAAGAACAAUGCACUGGAGCUUGAAAUGCUUAACAUGGCGAAGCGUAAAAUAUGGAUUCAAAUAGGAAGAAAUGUGGUGCCGAAAUAUGUAUUCGACAAAACCGGAGUCGUGUUUGCUUUCAAAGUUCUUUGAAACGAUUGAAUUAUCAUAAGAAUGCUCUUUUUUCAAUUAGAUAAAAUGUCAUUAUCUUCUUGCUCAAUGAAAAUCAUAUAUUUCUUUGGAUUGAAAUAAACAUGGAGGCAAUAAGCUAGAAUGAUUCUACACAUAGUUCUUUAAACAUUGAAUGGUUAUAAUACAUAGGUAAAAUCAAAUCAAAUUUCUUGUUCAGCGUCAGACAAACCUGUUUACAUUUAACUAGAAAAACAGCAACUCCUUAUCUGUCAAAUCCC